Molecule: messenger RNA, 1495 nt
Organism: Asparagus officinalis (garden asparagus)
Lineage: Eukaryota; Viridiplantae; Streptophyta; Magnoliopsida; Asparagales; Asparagaceae
Product: fructose-1,6-bisphosphatase, cytosolic
Exons: 12
Coding region: 320-1345 (341 amino acids)
Biological process (GO): sucrose biosynthetic process; gluconeogenesis; fructose 1,6-bisphosphate metabolic process
Cellular component (GO): cytosol; cytoplasm
Molecular function (GO): fructose 1,6-bisphosphate 1-phosphatase activity
Source: RefSeq, a predicted model, not a curated record
ACUGAAGGGCGCAAAAAAUAGAAAAGAAAAGAAAUUUUUUCCUUCGCCUUCUUCGGACUCCGUCCUGUUCGAAAGACCAAAAAUCUCAUAAACGAGUUUAAUACAAACCCAAUCCUCAUCGCAACCACGAGACCCCCGCUCAUUGCGGAGACGCCACGUGGCACCGAAGCUUCCAACUGCCACAAGUGAGCCCUUAUCCCAAUCCUGUUACAAAUACACCACCCCCAGCUCUCCCUCCCUCCUCAUUCCGAACUUGAAAAUCCUCCUUUUUUUCCCCCUUUCUUAAAAAGGGGAGGUUUUUUUUUCUGAAACCCUAGCAAUGGAUCACUCAGCCGAUGCUCAUCGUACGGACUUGAUGACGAUCACCAGGUUCGUUCUGAACGAGCAAUCGAAGCGUCCUGAGUCCAGGGGAGAUUUCACGAUCUUGCUCAGCCACAUCGUUCUUGGUUGCAAGUUCGUUUGCUCUGCCGUUAACAAGGCUGGCCUUGCGAAACUCAUAGGACUUGCAGGAGAGACCAAUGUCCAGGGUGAAGAGCAAAAGAAACUAGACGUGCUUUCGAACGAAGUUUUCGUCAAGGCUCUGGUUAGCAGUGGACGAACAUCUAUUCUUGUUUCAGAAGAGGAUGACGAGGCAACUUUUGUGGAGCCAGCGUUGCGUGGAAAAUACUGUGUAGUCUUUGAUCCAUUGGAUGGUUCCUCUAACAUUGAUUGUGGGGUUUCUAUUGGAACGAUUUUUGGGAUUUACAUGAUUAAAGAUAAGGAUGAAGCAAAGAUAGAAGAUGUGCUUCAACCUGGGAAGGAUAUGAUCGCAGCAGGGUAUUGCAUGUAUGGGAGCUUUUGUGAGCUUGUGAUAAGCACUGGGAAUGGUGUAAAUGGUUUCACUCUGGAUCCAUCUCUUGGGGAGUUCAUACUGACUCAUCCAGACAUAAAGGUGCCAAAGAAAGGCAAAAUAUACUCUGUGAAUGAAGGAAAUGCCAAAAAUUGGGAUGGACCAACAGCAAAGUAUGUCGAGAAAUGCAAGUUCCCUACAGAUGGAUCAUCACCAAAAUCUUUGAGAUAUGUUGGCAGCAUGGUUGCCGAUGUCCACAGAACUAUGCUUUAUGGAGGCAUCUUUUUAUACCCUGCAGAUAAGAAGAGCCCAAAUGGGAAACUGCGUGUUCUUUAUGAAGUCUUCCCUAUGUCAUUCCUGAUGGAACAAGCAGGGGGUCAAGCUUUUACAGGAAAAGAACGGGCCCUAGACUUGGUUCCCAAAAAAAUUCAUGAGAGGUCUCCGGUAUUUCUCGGAAGCUAUGAUGAUGUUGAAGAAAUCAAAGCACUCUAUGCUGCUGAAGGGACCAAAGCAUGAGCAUAUAAAUAUAGGUCUGCUUCCUCUACAUCUCAUCAUAUAUGCUAUAAAUCUUCUUCUAUGAACAAUUCUCCCAUCCGUGUACAGGCAUAUAACUGUCCUAGCAACUGUAUCCUAUAUGAUUCAAUGAAGGCAAUUCUUACUGUCCGA